Messenger RNA from Gastrolobium bilobum, 3138 nucleotides. RefSeq names its product cellulose synthase-like protein D1. Gene Ontology annotation, biological process: plant-type primary cell wall biogenesis; cellulose biosynthetic process. The transcript has 6 exons. The record is from RefSeq and is a predicted model, not a curated record. Gene Ontology annotation, molecular function: cellulose synthase (UDP-forming) activity; mannan synthase activity. Bases 1 to 3138 code for a protein of 1045 amino acids. Gene Ontology annotation, cellular component: trans-Golgi network; plasma membrane. NCBI's taxonomy places the organism in Eukaryota, Viridiplantae, Streptophyta, Magnoliopsida, Fabales, Fabaceae.
AUGACAAGUUCAUCAAAUUCCCCACCAAAAUCAUCCUCUUUGGGUGGCCGGCCACCACAAGCGGUGAAGUUUACACGGCGAACUUCAAGUGGAAGGGUUUUGAGCCUAUCAAGAGAUGAUGACAUAGAUUUGUCUGGUGAGUUUGCAGGCCAAAAUGACUACAUCAAUUACACUGUGAUGUUGCCACCAACACCAGAUAAUCAACCAGGAACCUCUGAUUCAAAGCAAGAUGGUGCAGCUGGAUCAUAUGGGACAACAAGGUUUGCAUCUGAAUCUCAACAACAAGGAAUAAAUGAUGGUGGUGGUGGUGAUGGUGGCGGCGGCGGUGGGGCUUCUAAAAUGGACAGAAGGAUGUCUCUAUUGAAUUCAGUGAAUAACAAGUCCAUGUUAUUGAGGAGUCAUACUCAAGAUUUUGAUCAUAACCGUUGGUUGUUUGAGACAAAAGGGACUUAUGGGAUUGGGAAUGCAUUUUGGCAGGAUGAUCAAAAUUCUUUUGGGGACGAUGGAAUGAGCAUGUCUGAUUUCAUGGACAAACCAUGGAAACCAUUAACUAGGAAAGUUAGAGUCCCAGGCGCUGUACUUAGUCCUUACAGGUUGUUGGUGGUUAUCCGUAUAAUAGUUCUAGCAUUCUUCUUAUCUUGGAGAAUUCGGAACCCCAACUAUGAUGCAAUGUGGUUAUGGGGAAUAUCAAUUGUGUGUGAAAUUUGGUUUGCUUUCUCUUGGCUUCUUGAUAUUCUCCCUAAACUCAACCCCAUAAAUAGAAGCACAGACCUUGCUGCUUUACAUGACAAGUUUGAUCAACCAUCUCCUUCCAACCCUACUGGUCGUUCAGACUUACCUGGAGUUGAUUUUUUUGUGUCCACUGCUGACCCUGAAAAGGAGCCACCACUUGUCACUGCCAACACUAUUCUUUCCAUUCUUGGCGUUGACUACCCAAUUGAAAAGAUCUCAUGCUAUAUUUCAGAUGAUGGUGGUGCCAUUCUCACAUUUGAAGCCAUGGCUGAAGCUGUCAAAUUUGCUGAGGUUUGGGUACCUUUUUGUCGGAAACACAAUAUUGAGCCAAGGAACCCUGAUGCCUACUUCAACAUAAAAAAAGACCCCACAAAGAACAAGAAAAGGCCUGAUUUUGUGAAGGACAGGAGAUGGAUCAAAAGAGAGUAUGAUGAAUUUAAGGUCAGAAUCAAUGGACUUCCUGAAGUAAUACGUGAAAGGAGUAAAAUGUAUAACUCUAAGGAGGAGAAGAAGGAAAAGCAGAUAGCUAUGGAGAAAAAUGGGGGAGUUCUACCCCCAGAUCACCCCAUUGAUGUUCCUAAAGCUACAUGGAUGGCUGACGGCACUCACUGGCCAGGGACAUGGCUCAACUCUACCCCUGAUCACUCAAAGGGUGACCAUGCUGGAAUCUUGCAGGUGAUGAGUAAGGUCCCAGAGCAUGACCCAGUAAUGGGUUUUGCAGAUGAGAAAAAGCUAGAUUUCACAGGCGUAGACAUCAGGAUUCCAAUGUUUGCAUAUGUCUCCAGAGAGAAGCGACCAGGGUAUGACCAUAACAAGAAAGCAGGAGCCAUGAAUGCCAUGGUCCGAGCCUCGGCAAUAUUGUCCAAUGGCCCCUUUAUACUCAAUUUGGAUUGUGACCACUACGUAUACAAUUCUGUUGCUUUGAAGGAGGGAAUGUGCUUCAUGUUGGACCGUGGUGGUGACCGCGUAUGUUACAUACAGUUUCCACAAAGAUUUGAAGGGAUUGAUCCUUCUGAUAGAUAUGCAAACCACAACACAGUCUUCUUUGAUGGAAAUAUGAGAGCAUUGGAUGGUCUUCAAGGUCCAAUGUAUGUGGGGACAGGUUGCAUGUUUAGGAGGUAUGCACUUUAUGGAUUUGAACCACCGAGAUUCAUUGAGCACACAGGUGUGUUUGGAAGAGUAAAAACCAAGGUGAACCGUGAUGCACUGCAGGCAAGGUCACGUCUUGAUGAUGAUAGGCAACCCCUUACAUCUGAUUCAGAAUUGGGUUUCCCUCAGAAGUUUGGAAGCUCAUCUAUGUUCACAGAUACCAUACCUGUUUCUGAGUUCCAAGCAAGGCCACUUGCUGAUCACAAAUCUGUCAAGAAUGGCAGACCACCAGGAGCAUUGCUCAUUCCACGUCCACCAUUGGAUGCACCCACUGUCGCUGAGGCAAUUGCUGUCAUCUCUUGCUGGUAUGAGGACAAGACAGAAUGGGGGGAUAGGAUAGGUUGGAUUUACGGGUCAGUGACAGAGGAUGUUGUGACAGGUUAUAGGAUGCAUAACCGUGGGUGGAGAUCUAUUUAUUGCAUCACAAAGAGAGAUGCUUUCAGGGGCACAGCACCUAUAAAUCUCACUGAUCGUCUACACCAGGUGCUAAGAUGGGCCACAGGUUCUGUUGAGAUUUUCUUCUCAAAAAACAACGCAAUUUUUGCAACAAGACGCCUCAAAUUCUUACAGCGAAUAGCAUAUCUCAAUGUUGGCAUCUACCCUUUUACCUCCUUGUUUUUGGUCGUAUAUUGCUUCAUUCCCGCAAUGUCCCUUUUCUCAGGACAAUUCAUAGUCCAAGGCUUAAAUGUAGCUUUCCUCACAUAUCUUUUGCUCAUUACAAUUUGCCUCACUCUUCUCUCCCUCCUUGAAGUAAAGUGGUCAGGCAUUGCCCUUGAGGAAUGGUGGCGUAAUGAACAGUUUUGGGUCAUUGGUGGCACUAGUGCACACCUUGUUGCUGUCAUACAAGGUUUGCUUAAGGUCAUAGCUGGCAUAGAGAUUUCAUUUACUUUAACAUCUAAGUCAGCAGGAGAAGAUGAAGAUGAUGUCUAUGCUGAUCUUUACAUUGUGAAAUGGACUAGUCUUUUCAUAAUGCCACUAACAAUUAUCAUUGUUAACCUUAUUGCUGUAAUCAUGGGGUUGUUAAGGACCGUAUACAGUGUUAUACCUCAGUGGAAUAAGCUACUGGGAAGUUUGUUCUUUAGUUUCUGGGUGCUGUCUCAUAUGUACCCUUUUGCUAAAGGGUUGAUGGGUAGGAGAGGAAGGGUACCCACAAUUGUUUAUGUGUGGUCAGGGUUGCUUUCUAUUAUAAUUGCAUUGCUUUGGAUUUCAAUUGAUCCUCCAACUGACACUAUGGCAGGAGGAAGUCUUGAUAUAUGA